Messenger RNA from Anarrhichthys ocellatus (wolf-eel), 6390 nucleotides. RefSeq names its product potassium voltage-gated channel subfamily H member 7 (gene kcnh7b). Gene Ontology annotation, cellular component: plasma membrane. Gene Ontology annotation, biological process: regulation of membrane potential; potassium ion transmembrane transport. Bases 370 to 3852 code for a protein of 1160 amino acids. The transcript has 15 exons. Gene Ontology annotation, molecular function: inward rectifier potassium channel activity. NCBI's taxonomy places the organism in Eukaryota, Metazoa, Chordata, Actinopteri, Perciformes, Anarhichadidae. The record is from RefSeq and is a predicted model, not a curated record.
ACUAAGUCCCAUGGGAACAACGUCACUCCCCUCGGCAUAUCAACCACAGCCCGCUGUAUGCGCCUAGCAGAGCACCACAGAGGACGUCAGGAUCGCAUCCAUCCUCAACGCGAAAUGCUUUGCGAACAGAAUAUAACUCGAGCAAUCCCCCCCCGAUUCCGUGCGUUUCGGCGAAGAGGCAUUCACAUGCUCCGGCAUACAAGCGGGCUGAAGAACUCCUCGGAGAAGUGGGAAGGCAAAUUCUAGGUGGAGAGUGUCGAGCAUGGUCUCUGGUAAAGAGAACGUCACAAAGAGCCAACAUCUGUAACUUUGGGAUUUACUUGUAAAGGCGCUUUUUACUGGAGAUCGUGGGAUAUUCUUUUUGUAAACAUGCCUGUCAGAAGAGGUCACGUUGCGCCACAAAACACAUUCCUUGGAAUGAUUAUUAGGAAAUUCGAGGGAGAGAACCGGAAAUUUGUGAUAGCCAACGCCAGGGUGGAGAACUGUGCAAUUAUAUACUGCAACGACGGUUUCUGUGAGAUGACGGGCUUCUCGAGACCGGACAUCAUGCAGAAGCCAUGCACCUGCGACUUCCUCCACGGCAACCUGACGGACAAGGAGGCCAUAAGCCAGGUAGCCCAGGCUGUGUUUGGGUCCGAGGAGCGCAAGGUGGAGAUCACCUACUACCGUAAGGAUGGGUCUGACUUCCAGUGUAACAUUCAUGUCAUCCCUGUGAAAAAUGAAGAGGGCGUGGUGAUGAUGUUUAUCUUAAAUUUUGAUUUCAUCGCGGAUGAGGAAAGUGACCACUCCACAGAGAAGAUAAGCCCAACGUCCCCUACAAAGUCAGAUCAAAGGAGAAGUAGAUUCUUCCGCUUCCGCCAUGCUGCUUUGAGCCUAAUGAAUACCAAACAAUCUCUUCCGCAAGAGGACCCAGAUGCUGUGAUGGUGGACCCGCCCAAAGAGAAUGAGGGCUCAGUAGCCCUGCGGAGCUUCCCUUCACCUACCAAGAGCAUUUGCAGUCCCAUUGAGACCAAUGACACGCAUGGCCUCAUAGGCUCAAGCCACCACUCUUCCCAGGCUAGCGUCGGCCCUGAACCACUUGGACAUUCAUCCCCUAAACACAUCUGGGAGAAGCUGUACCAAACAGGGCCUCACCAAUCUUCCACCACCCUCUCAAACACCUUCCCCAGAGGCAGCAUCAACAGCAUGAGGCGAGCCUCAUCUGUCCAUGAAAUGGAGGUCUACAGUUCAAAUUCCAAAAGCCUAUUCAAGGAUCGUCAUACCAGUGACGGCGCUUUUAAUCAUGUGAAGUCCAGCCUGCUUGGCUCUACCUCUGAUUCUAACAUCAAUAGGUAUAGCACCAUCCACAAGAUCCCUCUGAUUGCACUCAACUUCUCUGAGGGGACUGAUAAGAAGGCUCAUUCUCCGCCAACACCCGAGACAACCAUCAUAGCACCGAAGGUCAAAGACAGAACCCACAAUGUCACAGAAAAAGUCACGCAGGUCCUGUCCCUCGGAGCUGAUGUCCUACCAGAGUACAAACUCCAGACAGCCCGCAUUGACAAGUUCACCAUCCUUCACUACAGCCCCUUCAAAGCUGUGUGGGACUGGCUGAUCCUGCUGCUGGUCAUCUACACAGCAAUCCUCACUCCCUACUCUGCUGCUUUUCUUCUCAAUGACACAGAGGAACAGAAGAGGCGGGAAUGUGGAUACUCCUGCAGCCCUCUUAAUGUAGUGGAUUUAAUGGUGGACAUCAUGUUCAUCAUCGACAUCCUCAUCAACUUCAGGACCACUUACGUAAACGUGAACGAGGAGGUCGUCAGCGAUCCAGCUAAGAUUGCAAUCCAUUACUUUAAAGGCUGGUUCCUUAUAGACAUGGUGGCGGCAAUCCCCUUUGACCUUCUUAUCUUUGGCUCAGGAUCAGAUGAGACCACCACUCUGAUUGGCCUGCUGAAGACAGCUAGGCUCCUGCGUUUGGUGCGUGUAGCGAGGAAGCUGGACCGCUACUCUGAGUACGGUGCGGCAGUCCUCAUGCUGCUCAUGUGCAUCUUCGCCCUCAUUGCCCACUGGCUAGCCUGUAUAUGGUACGCCAUUGGCAACGUGGAGAAGCCCUACUUGGAGCACAAGAUUGGCUGGCUAGACAAUCUGGGCGUGUCUAUAGGAAAGAGAUACAACUACAGCGACCCGAACUCUGGUCCCUCUAUCAAGGACAAGUAUGUCACAGCACUUUACUUCACCUUCAGCAGUCUGACCAGCGUGGGCUUCGGAAAUGUUUCCCCAAACACCAACUCAGAGAAGAUCUUUUCCAUCUGUGUCAUGUUGAUUGGCUCCCUCAUGUAUGCCAGUAUUUUUGGAAAUGUCUCUGCCAUUAUCCAGAGGUUAUACUCGAGUACGGCCCGAUAUCAUGCUCAAAUGUUACGGGUCAGGGAGUUCAUUCGCUUCCAUCAGAUCCCCAACCCACUGAGGCAGCGACUGGAAGAGUACUUCCAACACUCCUGGGCCUACACCAAUGGCAUUGAUAUGAACACGGAGGUCUUAAAAGGUUUUCCUGAGUGCCUGCAGGCAGAUAUCUGCCUUCACCUCAACAAGAGUCUUCUUGAAGACUGCAAAGCGUUCCAAGGAGCCUCCAAAGGCUGCCUGAGGGCCUUGGCCAUGCACUUCAAAACCACUCAUGCCCCUCCUGGAGACACUCUGGUCCACAGUGGUGAUGUGCUCACCUCUCUCUACUUUCUGUCCCGCGGCUCCAUUGAGAUCCUGAAAGAUGACAUUGUGGUAGCCAUCCUGGGAAAAAAUGACAUCUUUGGAGAAAUGAUCUGUCUGUUGGCCAAGCCUGGGAAGUCCAAUGCUGAUGUGCGAGCUCUGAGUUACUGUGACCUGAGCACCAUUCAGAGAGAAGAUCUGCUAGAGGUGAUCGACAUGUACCCAGAGUUUGCCGACUAUUUCUUCAACAACCUUGAGCUUACCUUCAACCUCAGAAACGAGUCUCCAAAGCCCUCAAGCUGCCAAGGCGGUGAUUCAGAUGGCGAGGGCAGUAAGAGCAUUAAAAGAAGGAUCUCCUUCACACCGGAUGUAUCUAAAGGGGAAAGCAGGGAAGUGGUUAAAGACUUGAGUAGGGAGAGGGAGUCCAACUCGUGCCUAAAGAGGAGUUCAGAAGUCCUUUGUACCUCUCCACCCAACGCCCCAGUCCUGGAAUCAAAUCUCGUUGUCAGAGAAAACGUGGAGAGAAGACCAUCCUUUGAAGAUCUGUGCUGUGAUAAAUGGGCCUGUAAGAAACCUACGGACUACCUGGAUGAGUCAGCACAGUUCCAGGACCUGAGAGAGGACGAUAAUUCUACCAGCGAGAUCACGUAUGGAGAGGUGGAACAGCGCUUAGGUCAGCUUCAAGACCACUUAAACAGGCUGGAGUCUCAGCUGAUGACAGAUAUUCAGACCAUCCUGCAGCUGCUGCAAAGACAACCGACGCUGGGACCUCCAGCCUACAGCACUGUGACUGCCAGUCCAGACUAUCACAGACCUGCUGUAAAGGUUCAGCCGGUUGCACUGACUGCAAGCCAUUUUUUCAGCCAUACAGGAACUCAAGUAAGGAAAGAGGGCCCCAAGCACAAACUGGAGAGGACCAUUCAGGAAUCCAAAGACUCUCUGUCGAGCUUGGCCAACGUGAAUGCCCCCAUCGAGGGCAGCCUUACAGCGUUGCUUGUACAAAGACACACAGAGCCGCAACAACAGAUCACAGGGCAUCAACAGUCUGCACUGAUCCUUCUUCCAACUGAAACCUCUUCCACCUCCUCCUCUUCCUCCCCAGCCCCUUCUGACUCCAACCUGAACACCACUGGACUCAAACCUGUCUCAGACUCAGAGUUCCCAGGGCCAUAAACCUUCCAGCAGCACGGUGUUCUAAUAUCUGGGUUGGAUUGCUGUAAUUACUUUUUAAGUAGCGGCUUUUUAUUGGCAUGCUGGCACAGACAUCUGUAUUGUUCAUUUGCAUUGACUUGGUAAUAGUAGUAAGAUGUUUGUUUUUUUCAUUAUGCAUGUGGAUGAAAUACUGUUGCUGCAGUUAACAGUGUGUUCAACUGUUUACUGCAGUUAUCAGUGUAAUAACAAUGGUUACAUAUUGUAACAGUAGUUCUAUUAACACAGAAGCUCUCUGAUGGACUCUAGAAGGACAGAACUUCCCCAUUUACUAAGUCGCCAGCUUCCUAACUAAGUUCAACGUAAUCGGCAGGAAUGCUGGUUAAAGCAGAACUCCACCUGGUUGUGAUAGAACUAGCACUACAACACCUAAUUGACUUUCUUUUUCAACCAGCUUUGUUCUCUAAUGGGCUCUAAUGGACUCUGUACCACUGCUCGUGACUCAACAUGUUAUGUCCCAACACACAAUUGGUCACACUGGGCUAGACUGAGUGGGCAAGUGAGUCAGCCAUAGCGAACACCACAUGUACUGUAUCAAAUCGGGUUUUCACUUGAUUCGUGGACCCCAGAAAGAGAGAUAGAGAUGUUAAGCCAACUGCUCCUCGUCAUCCCCAGAUAUGGUUCCUGUAGGAGCUGAACAUGAUUGACAACACUCAGAGAGAGACCAAAAACAGGUAGAGACACUCAAAAAACACUCAAAGUCCUUCCUGGUCCUGCAGAGCAGGUAUGGGUGACAGCAGCACCACACAGAAAGUCUCACAACUUCUUUGAAAUCCUGAGCGUAGGCCAAGAAAAAGACAAAAGUAAGUCACCUGACGAACAAGGUGACAAAUGUCAGCCACCAAUCCUUCCUUACAAGUAAAAGCAAGGGAGGGGGGCAGUAAAAAGUCAAGCACCCAGAUCACCCAACUGUAUAGAGCAGAGAUCUGGGGUUCCAGGACAAACACUGCCAGGAGAGUUUUUGUCCAUCGACUGAUGGAAUUAGUUGAUGCCUUCCGCAUAGUCAACAGCAAUAAUUUAUUUGGACAAGUAUUUGUCAACAACCUUUUCAGGCCUUUUCCCACCCUUUCGUUUCUGUAGUCAGAAGAAGGAAAGGUUAUCUCCCGAUAAGCUGAGUGUCAAUGGAGAGCAGCUACUUUACCACUCACUGCCAAAGUGGCCCUAUGAGACAGGGAAAUGCAAUUGAUCGCUAAGCUUCCUGUACUCCAGUUAGUGUAAAUAAAGGAAGUAGAGAUGGAGACCUCGACUUAAAUUUGUAGUUGUUGGCGAGAGGUGGCCCACCUCUGUCACCAGGUCGUCCAAACAGUUUUCAAGUCCAACCUGAGACUUGGAAGCAAGGAAUGUGAGCCAAAUCUUUGGCCCUGUACUACUUUUGUGUCCUCAUUGCCAUCAUACAUGUACUGCAUGAUUACGUAAAGCACAAGAAGGGGACUUUGUCACAACAGGAAAAUGGUGACGUAGCCAUUCUUCCUCCAGCUGAAGCGUUGGCCUGGCACCUGACUCUGAGGCGCUGACAAGGCCAUAGGUCAGAACACAUACGGUGAAUUUCCUCUGCUGGGAUAGUGGCCACAUGAACACCCUCAACAGUCACUGAGGAACCUGGAAAGUCCUGUUAGAGCCUGUUUGAGUAUAAAGCCUGUGUGUGUUAAAACCUCUACCACUUAGAGGGCCUGUAUACGGUUUUCUGCAGCUAUUAGAGCAAUACAGCAUUAUUACAAAGGUGUGAGAACAGUUUUCUUUUCCUUAGUUGUAGGCCCGUCUUCUCUGAAGUGUGACUCAGGGGUUGUGGAAAAUUGCACUGCAAUAUAUAGCACAGUAUCAAGUAUACUGUCGUUUUCUUCUUAAAACAAUGUGCAUUAUUACUGUGCAACACUGACGUGCACCGACUGCACGACAUUAAGCCAACAGAACGCACCAUACAUGCUUGUCCAGGUAGUUAUCAUAACAUGCAGAUUUAAGUAGUCUGUAUUCUGCUGUUAUCUCAGAGCUAGGACUCUGACAAACAAGUAUGAUGUAGAUAUUUCUACAUGGCAGUGCAUGUGUUUUCUAUUUAUAUAUUUACUGUUUUGCACUGUUUAUGAGCCCAAAGUAGCACAUUACAAUAUAAAAUGAUGUCAGAGUAUUUGUCUCUUUUUAGGAUGCACUUAAAGAGUGGGUUGGGGGAGAGAGGGGAAGGGGAACACAUGGAAAGUUAGUACUUGCGCAUAAACAGGCCCCAGAGAGGGUUUUGUGCCUAUACAACCAAUCCAAAUGCUAAGUCAGCAUCUUCAUGUAUAACUAACCAUAACAUCAAUGAAGCAUAUCGUUUUCCUGUACUGUUUUUGUUGGCAAUGUACAUUCAAUUUAAAAUAUUGUUAGACAAUUGUUAGAAGAUAAAUACAUGACAUUGCAACUUGUUAUCUUUUUUUAAUAACUGAGUAAAUUAUAUGAGAAACUCAUUAGCAAAACAGUAGUAGAUAUGUUUGUUUUGAAGCUGUGGGAGCAAUAAAUGAAAACACACUU